AUGACUGAAUCCGCAGAGGAUCGUGAGUCAGAGCUGCUUACUUUGGAAUCUAUUUACGAACAGAAUUUUCGCAUCAUUCGGAAUGAUGGGUUGCAGAAAUUUGAAGUCCGUUUGUCUGGCCAUGCGGGUGACGAGCAUAAGGUUGAUGUAGAAUGCACCUUAUCUUUCGAAUAUACGGAAUCCUAUCCACAAGAACCACCAUUGUUCCAGGUCAUCAAAGCUAAAUCUUUGACAGGAGAGGAGGUUGCGGCUAUCGAGGAAAUUGUCAGCACCGUAUCCCAGCGUUCUUUAGGAUACAUUAUGAUUUUCGAUAUUCUCUCUGAAGUUCAAGAGAAACUAAAUUCCUUGGGAGAAGAAAGAAUAGCUAAACAUGCAAGAGCCUUAAAGGAGAAACAGCGUCUGAAGGAGAUUGAAGAGGAGGCCAAAUUCAAGGGUGACAGAGUAACAGUCGAAUCAUUUCUACAAUGGAAUACUAAAUUUCUCGCGGAAAUGUCAGCGGCUCGUGAAAAGAACAAAGUAACCGAAGAUGCAAGCUCAAAUCGUCUUACCGGUCGUGAAUUGUUCUUGCGAGAUAAUCGCUACGACGAUUCUGAUAUCAAAUUCCUAGCGGAGGCUGGUGAGGUAAUGGAGAUUGAUGAGAAUCUGUUCGCCAGCAUCGGUGAUAUUGAUCUGUCUGAGGAUCCUGGGCUAAAUUCCGACUCAGUGUGUACUUGA
This is a messenger RNA of Echinostoma caproni, 714 nucleotides long. The record is from the annotation of a GenBank genome assembly. Lineage: Eukaryota; Metazoa; Platyhelminthes; Trematoda; Plagiorchiida; Echinostomatidae.